GUCACUUUGAGCGCGUAGUUUGUUGGCGGAAAAGCUUUUUCCUGAAAGUCUCAUCAAAUCCUCUUCUUUGUGCGCACAUUGAUGUGUAUAAACAUAUACCAGUUUACAACCGAUGAAAAAUUAUUUCACAAUACUCCGGCGUGCUUAUGGACGUUAAAUUAGAGAUGGAGUUGUCUCCUGUAAACACUGAAGACAUCAGCACAAAUGGAUAUAUUAAAUCUGACAGAGGUUACAGGAGGAGCAAAAUCUCAAGGGAUGUAGAGCUAGACAUCGAGUCUGUCUACAAAGCUGUUCCUCAGCUGGUUAAGGUUUUCCACAUCAUGGACAAAAUCGGAGAAGGAACAUUCAGCUCAGUGUAUUUGGGGGAGGCUCAGACGCGGGACGGGAGGAGAGAGAUGUUCGCUCUGAAGCACCUCAUCCCAACCAGUCAUCCAACACGCAUCGCUGCUGAGCUCCAGUGUCUCACUGUUGCUGGUGGCAGAGAGAACGUAAUAGGUGUGACGUACUGCUUCAGGAAGGAGGAUCAUGUGGUGAUUGUCAUGCCCUACAUGGAGCAUCAACCUAUUGUGGAAAUCAUUGGCUCAGUGAGCUUUGAAGAGGUCCGUCUGUACAUCUAUCACCUGCUGAAGGCUCUGAGACACAUCCACCAGUUUGGUAUCAUUCACCGAGACAUCAAACCAAACAAUUUUCUCUACAACAGGAGCAGCAGAAUGUAUGCGCUGGUGGACUUUGGCCUGGCUCAAGGCACAGCAGACACCCAGAUUGAUCUGCUGAAGGUGGUGAGGCAGAGGUCUUCACAAAAAGGUGGAGGGUCCACAGGGAAACAAGAAACCACACAGCGAAGCAAAGCACCAACUAGACUCCCUCCAAAAACCACCACAGCCUCAACCUCCCUACCUCCACCCACAAAGCAGUCCACCACUUUGCCUCCCUCCCCCUCGUCUUCUUCCACCACCACCACUUCUUCCUCAGCCUCUCGGAGGGCACUGGUUAAAAAAGCACGUUCUGUCACCACCACUGUCGCUACCUCCACCUCAUGCACAAAGCAUACAAAGAAUUUGACAGCUCUACGCAAAGUGCAACGGCCUGUUUUUGGAGAGAGGAACCUGAACAGCUGCACUCCAGCUCCAUCCACCACUAAAUAUGCUGCUCUUAAGACCGAGCUGUUGAAGUCUGUAAAAACCGAGGACCCGGCCAACCGAAGGCUCUCUGCAGCCAGCCGGGGCCCGCUGCCCGUCAAGACCCAGAGCAGCAGUCAGAAACCUGCGAGGACUGUACAGCUAGGCCUCACAUGUAACUGUCACCUGACGGACCGGGUCUGCAACAUCUGCAUGUCCAGGAAGCAGCAGGUGGCCCCACGGGCCGGGACCCCGGGCUUCAGAGCACCAGAAGUCCUCACAAAGUGUCCAAACCAAGGAACAGCGAUUGACGUGUGGUCAGCUGGUGUAAUCCUGCUCUCACUGCUCAGUGGACGUUACCCGUUCUUCAAAGCCAGCGACGACCUGAUCGCCCUCACUCAGAUUAUGACCAUACGAGGCUCCAAGGAGACCAUCCAGGCUGCCAAAGCAUUUGGCAAGGCAGUGGUUUGCAGUCAGGAGCUUCCUCGACAGGACCUCAGGACACUGUGUGAGACACUGAGAGGACGAAAGCCAAUGCCUGAUGAUGUCACACCACUUCCUGAAACAAACACAGAUGCCACUGCAAGCCGUCGUCACAAGAUCCAAGAUGAAACACCAACACAUCGUCCCACUGAGGGAACAUUAAAGCAACACAAAGAUGGAGCGGGAGAAACUCUUCCUUACACCCAGGAGAAGUCAGGGACUCUAGAAACUGCACACCCUCAUAAACAGAGCUUACAGGCAGACUGUAAGGUCGAGAAGGAUGAGCGGGGUUGGGACCGAGUCCCAGAUAUGGCCUACAACCUGCUGGACCAGCUGCUGGACCUGAACCCUCUAACCAGGAUCACAGCUACUCAGGCCCUGCAGCAUCCGCUGUUCAAAGACCUGUGAAACCACAGACUGGCUCUGGACCAGGAGUCUCACAUCGAUAGAACAGACCUGUGAGCUACUAAAGCUUUGAUUUAGGUUGAAAAAAAGCUGGCCGGGUCAAAGACAAAUGAGUUUUAUACUUAGACUAAAAAGUUUGUAAAAAUACCUCUGCUGUCUUUUACAACAUCUUUAGGAAGAGUGGAGAGAGGUUACACUUCUGUGAGGAGACAUCUCUCAAAUAACAAAAUAAAGAUUUGACAUGUUGAUGAGCCCUCCCUGCUAAACGCUACACAAUAAUAAUAUCAGUUUCCAUCAAAGAUAGGUUGGACUUGUGUGUUCAGUCUGAGUGUAUGAUUAAAAUCUGUUUUUCAAGGUAGCUGUUAAACAUUUAUUUUAGAUCAGGCAUGUGAUGGGACUGUAAAUGUGCAUUGUUACUGGUAUUACCAAGACAGGAGACAAUUGGCUGUUGUAUAAGUGGUAAGAAGGAUCCUUCAACCACCAAUGUACCUGAUGUAGAUACCACAGGUCAAGUUUUUUCCCCAAAGGAACAAACAACCUCGUAUUUAACUUUCACUUUUCAAGAGUUAUUACCCUGAGUGUUUUUACAUUUGUCACAAAACAUUGUGACUGCCCAAUUCAGACGAUGUACAUAAAGUAAGAAAGAGCUUUUAUUUUGAAGGUCUGAAAAAUUGUAUCUAUAAUAUUUUAUGAAGGUGACAAUGAAUGCUGCUGUAUAAAAUGUGUAUUUUAGUUGUGUUAAAUUAUAAAGCUGAGGAAUAUACAGCCUAUGAUACUGUGGAUUUUCUAAUAAAGGGAGAAUAAAGCAAA
Molecule: messenger RNA, 2816 nt
Organism: Labrus mixtus (cuckoo wrasse)
Lineage: Eukaryota; Metazoa; Chordata; Actinopteri; Labriformes; Labridae
Gene: cdc7
Product: cell division cycle 7 homolog (S. cerevisiae)
Exons: 12
Coding region: 147-2009 (620 amino acids)
Biological process (GO): protein phosphorylation; mitotic DNA damage checkpoint signaling
Cellular component (GO): nucleus
Molecular function (GO): protein serine/threonine kinase activity; ATP binding
Source: RefSeq, a predicted model, not a curated record